AGGGCGUGACAAACUUCGGCCAUAACCCACGGCAUGAUGUUUACGGCAACUAAAUUGCAGACCGCUACCUACUUGUUGGGUGUUUGCCUUUUCUCGAUCUCCUUCCUCGUGUUUUUGAACUCGUCGAUAUCAUUCGUGGUCACGGACCUAAUAAAGCUCCCAACCGGUGAAGGUGAUGCUGUUGGUACGCUUGGCUUCGCGGAUGAGCUGUUGGCUUUGGUGGCUUGUCCCGUAUGGGGAAUGCUGUCGGAUCGGAUUGGAGUCAGAUAUGUAUGCACGGUAGGCUAUCUGAUUAUCGCCCUGGCGCUGGCUCUUUUUGUGCAAGCCAAAAACGUUUACCCCGAGCUCCUGCUAGGCAGGCUUUUGUUCAGCCUCGGUGGGUCGGCAGUAACUACCAUGGUAACUGCUGUUCUUCCAGCUAUGACUGCUCGCAGGAGCCCCUUGGAUGGCACCUCUAUAAUUUCAGAUCAGAGCUCUGUAAUAACUGCGCGCCCUCCCCCGCUGGAUCGCUCCCAAGGGAUUUAUGGCCAUACGUCUCGCCCUUCUAACGCUUCAGAGUUGACUAUAACACCAGUGCUUUAUCAGGCGACAUUUCCAGGUUCAAAAACAUGCGAAAAACGGCCAGAGAAGGAUUCCACCUCAUAUUUGGCAGGCAUCGUUGGAAUGCUUACAGGUUGUGGCGCCGUGGUUGCCUUGCUGGUUUUCCUGCCUCUUCCGGCGUGGUUUGAGAAAUCGGGGCGGUCGCCCACUCAGUCCAUCAAACUGAGCUACUAUGUGGUCGCUCUGCUCUCACUUGUUAUUUCCGCGGUUUGUUUCAUCGGCCUACGAGAUCUGCCUGAUGAUCAAUACACGGAAUGGAGGUCUCCGUUUAGGUACCCUAGAGAGCAUACUUCUGAUGGAUCACACCGUCCUGUGACAGCGACAUCAAGCUCGACUUUGUCGUCAUUUUUUCCUAAAUCAUACAUAUCACAGUUUAACGCAUCAUUCCUGCUCGGCUUUAAACAACCCGGAAUAGGACUCGCAUACUUGGGCGGAUUUGUUGCUCGAGCCUCAACCGUUGGAGUUUCCUUAUUUAUUCCUCUAUAUGUGAACCAAUAUUAUAAGUAUUCUGGACUUUGUGAUAAAGACGUCCCGGGUAGCCCGAGCCACAUGUUAGAAACUGGCCUGGGUGAGAUCAAAAAAUCAUGUCCCAAGGCCUACAUUGUUGCUUCAAUAUUGACGGGUGUCGCGCAACUUACCGCCCUCUGCUUCGCACCAAUCUUUGGUUAUUUCUCAGCAAAAUCAAAACGACACAAUGUUCCCCUUCUCUCCGCUGCUCUAGCCGGAAUAAUUGGCUAUGUUUUCCUAACUCUCCUACCAACCCCCCAGAUACGCGGCCCGGGGGGGAGUCCAGUCAUAUUCGCCGCAAUGGCCUUGGUCGGGAUCAGCCAGAUCGGGUCGAUCGUCUGCAGCCUUGCAGGUCUCAGCGCCCAUGUCCUUGGACCAGACCAUUACCAAGAAGCAAUUUCAUGCCAUCAUGAGCAGGAUGGACGACAAACAAAUUCAACCGACCACGCUGCGUCAGAAACCUUCCUAGGCACCAGAGACCAUGUUUCAGAUGAGGGCUCUGCCCUUCUCCCAAAACCUAUGUCACCACCAUCAGCAAACGACAACAACUUAGUCCACCUCAAGGGUUCGGUUGCCGGAAUGUAUUCGCUAUACGGUGGAGCGGGUAUUCUACUCCUCACAAAAGUUGGAGGUCUCCUCUCAGAUAGAAUUUCUCCAAAAUCACCAUUCUACCUCCUUGCCGGCUUCAAUGGGCUGCUGUUGAUAUUUGGUGUUGUAAUCAGCGUGUUGCAGAGGUGGAAUCACAGGAAGAACACAUAGGCCGAUUUCGUUUUCGAUAUGUUAUUUAGCAACAGGCAGUCCCUUUCCACUUUCGUCCAAAAUGAGCUCAUUUUAUUUUCUGUCUUGCUUACGCGAGAUUUUUUUUCCCUUUGGGUUACAGGUGUUAGGUAAAAUGAGACUAGGGGGUGCUUUCUUUGACUUGGUUUUUGUUUUGUGUUCGUUCCACCACCCCAAUUGUAGCGGUAAAUUCCACCCCCGGCCCCCCCACUGACAUCCCUGUUGACAUAGAUCUACUUCUCUGACGCGGUGGAUGAGGUAGAGUAACCACUAUCGACUACACAUUGCCGGGAGGGGGGGUGCAUGUCUGUCUCACCGCAGGUAGGUGAGGAUAGGUUUCCGAGCGUAGAGACUGUCCUAGUAUUUACGGGACGAAAGGCAAAAUGGGAACAUUCCUUGGUUGUGUUUCAGCGAAAGAAGAAUGAAAGGUAAAAAAAAAGACAAACGAAAUAAGAAAAUGAUAUGAAACGUGAAUUUGACGAAACAGAGGGAAGGCAGGGGAAAUCGUAAAACCAGCCUCCGUUGAUUCCACAUUGAAAGAAUUGAUUGUCCAAGCAGAAGUAGUUAUUUCUCUCAUACAUAUUAAUUACUAAGCAUUCCU
Molecule: messenger RNA, 2485 nt
Organism: Histoplasma capsulatum G186AR
Lineage: Eukaryota; Fungi; Ascomycota; Eurotiomycetes; Onygenales; Ajellomycetaceae
Exons: 2
Coding region: 34-1866 (610 amino acids)
Biological process (GO): transmembrane transport
Molecular function (GO): transmembrane transporter activity
Source: RefSeq, a predicted model, not a curated record